Molecule: messenger RNA, 657 nt
Organism: Eufriesea mexicana
Lineage: Eukaryota; Metazoa; Arthropoda; Insecta; Hymenoptera; Apidae
Product: protein deglycase DJ-1
Exons: 4
Coding region: 85-645 (186 amino acids)
Biological process (GO): glyoxal metabolic process; glycolate biosynthetic process; response to oxidative stress
Cellular component (GO): mitochondrion; nucleus; cytoplasm
Source: RefSeq, a predicted model, not a curated record
ACUACGUCGUGUUCUUCCACGUUUUGCGCCUACACUUGCAUAAUUUCUACGGUUUUAAAUUUGAACGUAAAAUAUACUGUAAACAUGGCAAAAAAGUCGGCAAUUUUGUUGAUAGCUAAUGGUUCUGAAGAAAUGGAAGCCGUAAUUACAACGGAUGUUUUACGUCGAGCUGGUAUUGAUGUUACUGUUGCUGGCCUUACUGAAGAUCUAUGUGUUAAAUGCAGCCGUGAUGUAAAAAUAUGUGUUGAUGCAAAACUUCAAGAUGCAGUUAAUCAGAAAUAUGAUGUUGUGAUAUUGCCUGGUGGCUUAGGUGGUUCUAAAGCUUUUGCAGCUUCUGCAGCAGUGGGAAAGUUGCUUCAAAAGCAAGAAGAAGAAAAUAAAAUUAUUGCUGCUAUUUGUGCUGCACCAACAGCAUUAAAGGCUCAUAACAUUGCAAAAGGAAAACAAGUCACAUCUUAUCCUGCAAUGAAAGAUCAAUUGACAGAUUAUUAUAAGUAUUUGGAAGAUAAAGUUGUAACUGAUGGUAACUUAAUUACUAGUAGAGGUCCAGCUACUGCAUUUGCUUUUGGUUUGGCUAUUGUUGAAAAAUUACUUGAUAAACAAACAGCGGAUAAUGUAGCAAAAGCAAUGUUAUAUACUGAAUAGAAUAAAAUUAAC